AUGGUGGUUACACGAAGACAAAGUGGUAAAGGAGGAUCAACUGAAGGAUUUGGAAGUGAGAUUGGUACAAGAGGGAAUCAUAAGAUUAUGUUCAAGUAUGAAAAAAGAGUUCUUAAGAAGAAAUCCCCUCAUUCUUCUUCUCCUGAUCAGCUUUUAAAUUUGAAGCAUUUGUUAGUUGAGUCUGUGGACCUCCUCACCUCAGUUCUUGGUAAGUAUGGGGACAUUGGUGAUAACUGCUCUAUUGGAUCGCCCACUAUUCGUUCAUUUUACAUGCAGAAUAUCUGUGACAUUGUCGAAAAGUUGAAGAAUUCCAACUGUAUCUCACUCAUCACAAAAUCUGAAGCUGAAAAAUUGCUGGUUUUCCUUAAAGAUGCUGAAAAUGUAUGCUUCAAUGUUGGAUGGCUCAAAAGGAGGAUCAAUGAGAUAUAUGAAGGAAAGCAAGCAUUCGCUAUGCUCAAGGCACCUUCUGAGCUGAAACACUAUCAUGCAGAACAAAAGGCCAAGAUUCAUAGUGCAAAACAAAAAACAGAAAUUUACAAGAAAGAGAUUGCUAUACAUCAACAGCAGAUUGAUAUGCAUCAACAACAAAUUCAUGAUCUGCAAGAAAAAAUCCACACUGUCAAUGCUGAGGUUGCUGUGUAUGAGGAGGAAGCGCUGAACUCUGAGAAGGCAAUUGCUGAGUGCAAAGCGAAGCUGAGACUUCUUGUUGGAUUAAAAUCCUUGGAUCAAGGUUUGCUUUAA
Messenger RNA from Chenopodium quinoa (quinoa), 741 nucleotides. RefSeq lists its product as uncharacterized. The transcript has 2 exons. NCBI's taxonomy places the organism in Eukaryota, Viridiplantae, Streptophyta, Magnoliopsida, Caryophyllales, Amaranthaceae. The record is from RefSeq and is a predicted model, not a curated record. The coding region runs from base 1 to 741 and encodes 246 amino acids.